Messenger RNA from Phyllopteryx taeniolatus (common seadragon), 3365 nucleotides. RefSeq names its product sodium/potassium/calcium exchanger 3-like. Gene Ontology annotation, molecular function: calcium, potassium:sodium antiporter activity; calcium channel activity. Gene Ontology annotation, cellular component: membrane. Gene Ontology annotation, biological process: calcium ion transmembrane transport; intracellular calcium ion homeostasis. The coding region runs from base 33 to 1889 and encodes 618 amino acids. Lineage: Eukaryota; Metazoa; Chordata; Actinopteri; Syngnathiformes; Syngnathidae. The record is from RefSeq and is a predicted model, not a curated record. The transcript has 17 exons.
CCAUGUUCUGAGCGUUGAGGCCGGCGGGCGGGAUGAAGGUGCCGAGGAGACCGAGGCAGACGCCGCUUCUCUCCCGGCUCUGCGUCUGUGGACUCGGUCUGCUCGCAGUCGUCUGGGUGUUGCAUCUCAAUGGCGUUACAGAGCCUCAUGGACCCUCCGGGGACGACGAUGAUGUCUUCUUAUCCAAAAAGGAGGUCAACGCACAGAAAGAUGAUAACAAUCAAUCCUCACACUCUGUUUCUAAAUCUGCCAUCAGCGAGUUUCCCGAAGACAUUUUUACUCUGGAGCAGCGGAGACAGGGAGCGGUCAUCCUUCAUGUGCUCUGUGCUAUCUACAUGUUUCACGCACUCGCCAUUGUGUGUGAUGUUUAUUUCGUGCCAUCACUCGAAAAAGUCUCAGAGAACCUGCAACUCAGCCAGGAUGUCGCUGGCGCUACCUUUAUGGCCGCCGGGAGUUCUGCCCCUGAGCUCUUCACAUCUUUGAUAGGAGUGUUUAUCACAAAAGGGGACGUAGGUGUGGGCACAAUUGUGGGUUCAGCAGUCUUUAACGUCCUAGUCAUCAUUGGUAUCUGUGGCAUCUUCGCAGGACAGCCAAUCUCUCUGAGCUGGUGGCCUUUGUUUCGCGACGCUGCCUUCUACAUCUUGUCCAUCAUUGUGCUCAUCGUGGUGAUCUACGAUGAAAAAGUCCAGUGGUGGGAGACCAUUAUACUGAUCUCCAUGUAUGGAAUAUACAUAAUCAUUAUGAAGUUCAAUGGCUCUCUGUGCAGCCUGGUAGAAAGAUACUGUCACCGGGCAGGUCAGCCAUGUUUGAGCAGCCUGCGACGCGCAACAGCGGUGGGGAACGCCGGAGACUGCGAUGCCGACAUCAUGCCGCUAAAGUCAGAUUCGUGCGCUAUUGUUGGUCAGGACUCAAGGGUGGUGAUGGUGGAUGAGCUGCUCAACCUACAGCCGCACCAGCUCACUUUCUCAGAGGCAAGCCUCCGUCUUCUCAUCACCUCGCAUUUCCUCCCCUACACUCGCCUGCGCAUGGCGGGACGCACGGUCAUCAACGAGAGGCAGAGACUGAUCCGAGCUCAGGUAGGGGCCAAAGACGGCGGAGCUUUGGCGGACGAUGGUUGCGGUGCCGGCAGGCUGUGGGAGAAAGAGAAUGGAUCAGCGGCUGAGGCGGACUGUCAGCCUUUGGAUGUGGGGAGAGAGGCAGGAAAGGAGACAGGGCACGAGGCUGGAAGCGCAGCUCAGGCUAAAGAGGAAGAGGAGGAGGAUGAGCAGGAGGGGGAAGAGGAAGAGAACGCUCCCUUCAAACCUUUCAUCAUGCCAGAUGGCUGGUGCGCUCGUGCGAAGUGGCUGCUCUCCUGGCCAGUGAACCUCUUGCUUCACUGCACCGUGCCCGACUGCACCCUGCCACACUGGGAACGCUGGUACCUGCUCACCUUCCUGGCCUCCACCCUGUGGAUUGCCAUCUUCUCCUACCUCAUGGUCUGGAUGGUGACCAUCAUCAGCUACACACUUGGAAUUCCAGACGUCAUCAUGGGUAUUACGUUCCUGGCGGCUGGCACCAGUGUACCUGACUGCAUGGCCAGCCUCAUUGUUGCCCGACGAGGCUUGGGCGACAUGGCCGUGUCCAACUCCAUUGGCAGUAAUAUCUUUGAUGUGCUGCUAGGCUUGGGCUUCCCCUGGGCACUGAGGACCCUCAUUGUCAGCUAUGGCUCAGUGGUGACAAUCAACAGCAGGGGCCUGGUGUACUCUGUAAUCCUGCUCUUGGCCUCAGUUACACUCACUGUCCUUUGCGUCCAUCUGAACCGCUGGAAGUUGGACCGCAGGCUGGGUCUCUGGCUCGUGCUGCUCUACGUCAUCUUCCUCCUCUGCUCUAUCAGCUUCGAGAGGCUGUAGACUAGAGGACACACAUGCAGGCUUUUUUCACUGGAAUGAAUUUCUCUCCUCACGUCCAGUAACUUCACAUGGUUUUGUAACUCCACUUCUGCACACCACUCAAAAACGUGGAAAAAAAAAAAAAGUUUGUAUUUCUACCAACCCCGAUUCAAAUGAAGUUGGGAUGUUGUGUAAAACGGAAAUAAAAAAUUUGCAAUUCCUUUUCAAACUAUAUUCAACUGAAUACACUACAAAAACGAUAUUUAAUGUUCAAUCAGAUGAAUUUUAUUAGCUGGGUUUACAUGGAGCCUCGUAUUCCGAUUAUAAUCAGUUUAGAAGUCCAAGCCGAAUAAAAAUGCUCUAUAAAAACACCUGUUGGAAAUGAAUGUUUUCAGAUUCCCUUUGCCAAACCUGUCUGUAAAAGUUAAACAAAAAAAAGUACAUUUUCAUCAUGUAAAGUGUGAAUUGGAAUGGUGUCAGGCUGCAUGAAGUUCUGUCUGCGCAUGCUCUGUCUUGCUGUAAAUGCGUGGUGAUGUCAUCGUUUCAGCGCUUGAAAACAUGGCAGCUUGCUUACCAGAGUUGACUGAAAUGUUUUUAAAUACUUGUAACUUGUCUUUAAUCAAGCUGUUGCUUUAAUAAAAGUGUACAAACAUUCACCUAUACUGUGCUAAAUAGACGACCGGCCUCCAUCUAGAUAAAUCACAUGAUGUUUAUGUCGAAUUGCGCAUGUCACCUCUGAAAAAUGGCUGUUAGUGGGCCAUUUAAACGCCCGAUUGGAAUAGAUCACGUCAUGUCACAUGGAAACAGUUGAUCAGAGAUCUUCAGUUGGAAUGAUUUGAAUCAGACUGACAAAAAAAGUAACCUGGCUGUUUUUUUGUGUGUGCAAAUAUUCUCUCAUUUUAAAUUUGAUGCCUGCAAUGUUCUGUGGAACGUUCCAGUUGUUUUGUUUGUUUUUCAGCAUUCCUCAACUUUCCCAGUCUUUUGUUGCCCCUGUCCCAAAUGAGAGAAUAUUUGCAAAAAAUCAAAAAUAAAAUAACAUUCAUCAGUUUGAACAUUAAAUCUCUUUGUGGUACAUGCAUUUGAAUAUACAUUUGCAUUUGAAAAGGAUCUGCACAUCAUUUUAUUCUGUUUUUAUUUACAUUUUACAUACCCCAACUUCAUUGGAAUUAGAGAUUGUACCUUUUGUACUUUGUACUGUGGCAAAGUGUUUAUUAUUUCAUCUUUAUGGGAGUUUCAUGGUAUGUAGUUGCUUCUUGUAGUUUUUUUUUUUUUGCCUAGUUUGUAUCACUCCUUUGAUGUGUUGUACACAACUGGCUGAUCACGCUCUAGAGAUAGUUGCACUAAUCCAAGUGUGUUGGCCUUUGUGCACACGCAGACCUUUUUAUGCUUAGAAAAAUACAAAAGCUUGUUUGAAUGUUUCUGAAUGUCCGUGCCCGGAGGAUGUGCUCGGCUGUGUUGUUGACGGGUAAAUUAAAAUGCUGUGUUAUGUGAAAAUUA